AUGGCUGAAGGUCUUAAAGUUGAUCCCGCUAUCGAGCGUUGGGCUUCUCUUCGUGAAAACACCCAUCUUUACUUCAAAUGGAACCAAAGAAAUGUUAGACGCUCAUUAUUCUGGGGUAUUGCAAUUCCUGUUGGCCUCACUGUUCUCGCUUAUGGCACAGACCGUAAAUGGGACUUUGCAGCUGCUCAAACCGCUCAAGAUUUAACUCCUGAAAAGAAAUAG
Messenger RNA from Mucor velutinosus, 222 nucleotides. RefSeq lists its product as uncharacterized. NCBI's taxonomy places the organism in Eukaryota, Fungi, Mucoromycota, Mucoromycetes, Mucorales, Mucoraceae. The record is from RefSeq and is a predicted model, not a curated record. Bases 1 to 222 code for a protein of 73 amino acids. The transcript has 2 exons.